AUGCCCAUGAGGCCAUGGCUGCCUGGAGACCAGUGCCCUAGCAACAAAAGGCACGGUUGCCUAGAGACCAAUACCCAUGGUAAUAGAGGCCAUGGCUGCCUGGAGACCAGUGCCCAUGGUGAGAGAAGCCAUGGUUGCCUGGAGACCGGUGCCCUAGCAACAAGAGGCCAUGGCUGCCUGGAGACCAGUGCCCAUGCAACAAGAGGCCAUGGCUGCCUGGAGACCAGUGCCCUAGCAACAAGAGGCCAUGGCUGCCUGGAGACCAGUGCCCAUGGUGAGAGAAGCCAUGGCUGCCUGGAGACCAGUGCCCUAGCAACAAGAGGCCAUGGCUGCCUGGAGACCGGUGCCCUAGCAACAAGAGGCCAUGGCUGCCUGGAGACCAGUGCCCUAGCAACAAGAGGCCAUGGCUGCCUGGAGACCGGUGCCCUAGCAACAAGAGGCCAUGGCUGCCUGGAGACCAGUGCCCUAGCAACAAGAGGCCAUGGCUGCCUGGAGACCGGUGCCCUAGCAACAAGAGGCCAUGGCUGCCUGGAGACCAGUGCCCUAGCAACAAGAGGCCAUGGCUGCCUGGAGACCGGUGCCCUAGCAACAAGAGGCCACGGUUGCCUGGAGACCAGUGCCCAUGGUGACAACAGGAGUGCCUCCAAGGCACCGGUUGCUCGGUCACCCACAAGGGGAGGCCCCGACGAUGGAAGCAGGGCUACCUCCCAAACUUGCCCGCCCAGAGAACCCCCCGCCCCCGAGGUCCCCUCCUCGAGCGUCCCGCGGGUUUGCCGGAUCCUGUGUGGGGAGGGGGAUUGUGGCAACCCCCCACCCACCACCCCCCAACCACCCCCAUCGGUUCCGCGUGUCGUGAUUGGUCCGCGCGUUUGGCACGGAGCUCGCAGGAGCUGGGAACCCGGGAAGAGGGGGCGGGGGGAGUCCGGAAUGGCGCCCAACUCCCCCGCCAACGGCUCCACCCCCACCCCCCUGCAAACCCCCACCGUACCCCCCUUAUUGGGUGGGGCAAGGAGGAGAAAUAGAGGCGGCGAGGAACUCCCUCCGUCCACGUCCGCUCCACCUCCCACACCCAUCCCAAACCUCCCAGUCCGGUUGACUCCGGGCAGGAUCAAUAGAUUUGGGGGUCCCAUCCCUCCAUUGGGGACAGGGCGCCGGUUCCCAGCUGCUGAGAAGCCCCCGUAUCGCGGUGAUGUAACCGUACCUACACCGUCUUAUAUCGUGGCGUCUUUGAACCCUGUUGGAGUGGUAACUUUGCACUAACUCGUCCCCUCUUGAACCCUGCACUGUUGUCUGGAACUGGAGCGCCCGUCGGUCAGGGACUGGCCUCCCUGCCGCAACCUCUGCCCCGCGCCCCCCUCUGUGGCCCGCCGACUCCUGCUCCACACCCCGACGUCUCCUCGAGUCCCCUCCGUCCUGUGCAUCUCCCGUCACCGCCCUCCCGAAGCCCAAGAGGUCCCGACCAAUAUCUACCCCCCAACACCCGAUGGCCCUCCUUCCCAACAUUGUGCCAGCCCACCGUCCAACAUGGACCAGCGGGGCCGGUCUCGGGGAUAGGAUCCUGGUCCAUCCCAACAGAGGCCAGGCUAGGGAAAUGGAACCCAACCCGGUCUGGCCCAGUCCAACCCGGUCUGACCCAGUCCAGUCCAACCCAACACACUGGCCCAGUCCAACCCAACCCAACUCAGUCUGACCCAGUCCAAACCAACCCAACUCAGUCUGACCCAGUCCAAACCAACCCAACUCAGUCUGACCCAGUCCAAACCAACCCAACUCAGUCUGACCCAGUCCAACCCAACCCAACUCAGUCCAACCCAACACAGUCUGGCCUGGUCCAACCCAACCCAACUCAACUCAGUCUGACCCAGUCCAACCCAACACGGUCUGGCCUGGUCCAACCCAACACGGUCUGGCCCGGUCCAACCCAACCCAACACAGUCUGACCCAGUCCAACCCAACCCAACUCAGUCUGACCCAGUCCAACCCAACCCAACUCAGUCUGACCCGGUCCAACCCAACCCAACACAGUCUGGCCUGGUCCAACCCAACCCAACCCAACUCAACUCAGUCUGACCCAGUCCAACCCAACACAGUCUGGCCUGGUCAAACCCAACCCAACUCAGUCUGACCCAGUCCAAACCAACCCAACCCAACCCAGUCCAACAGAAUCCAACCCAACCCCAAUGAACCCAGUCCAAGGUAACAUAUCCCAACAGAUUCCAGUACAAGGUGACAGAACACAUCUCAACAGAAUUGAGUCCAAUAUUCCCCAACCCAGCAGAACCCAGUCCAAUAUAACCCAUCCGGCAGAACCCAGUCCAGUAUUCCCCAACCCAGCAGAACCCAGUCCAAUAUAACCCAACCCAGCAGAACCCAGUCCAAUAUAACCCAACCUAGCAGAACCUGGUCCAAUGUAACCCAACCCAGCAGAACCUGGUCCAAUGUAACCCAACCAAGCAGAACCCAGUCCAAUAUAACCCAACCUAGCAGAACCCGGUCCAAUGUAACCCAACCCAGCAGAACCUGGUCCAAUAUAACCCAACCAAGCAGAACCCAGUCCAAUAUAACCCAACCCAGCAGAACCCAGUCCAAUGUAACCCAACCCAGCAGAACCCAGUCCAAUGUAACCCAUCCCAGCAGAACCCAGUCCAAUACAACCCAAACCAGCAGAACACAGUCCAAAGGAAUAAAACCCAGCCCCACCCAGCUGAGUCCAAUCCAAGAUGAUGGACCCACCCCCCACCCCACUCAUCCCAACAGAACGCACUCACCCCAACAAAACUCCGACCCAUCCCACAACCCGGCUUGACGGAACCCUCACUCCUCUUCCCAAACCACCCCCCCCCCACCCGGUGAUUAACCUCGUCAGUCGACCUCAACCCUCACCCCCCCCCCCGCCACCCCCACACACCGCCGCACCCCGUGAAUCCUCACCCUCCCCCUCUUGCCGGCACCCCCCUGGGCUCUGUAGCCAGGUCCAAGCCACCCUGAAGGGUGUGGGGUUGGUGGUGAGGGAGGGAGGGAAGGGGAAGAUGUUUAGGUGGAUGGGGGAGGGGGUUAACCCGUCCCAUACCUCCCCCCCCCCCAACAAGCGGCCCACCUGUCGGUGUCCAGGAAGACCCAGGCACUCCAGUUCCAGCUCCUUGACUGUAAAUAUUAGUAGCGGCGCUUGUCAACCUGUGAGCUCGGCUCUGUGUCUGUCCGUGUACUGUGGCUGUUCCCUGCACCAUGCGUGGAUAUUGUACUGCCCCUCCCCGAACCGUCCCAAACCCCCAACAGAUGCGGGCGUCCCGACACCCACUGAGAAGAAAGCCCCCGACGACCCUCAGUGUGGGCAAAUAAGGCACACAGAGAUGCAACGGAUUUAAUCCGACGAGGGGUGCUUCCUUCCCCGCGCCCCCUUCUCAACCAUUUCCCCUCCCUCCCACCACAAAUCGACCUGGCCCACUCGAAGGCAGUCGAGGGGACAGAUGGGCCUCACCUCGGGCAGCCCGGAUUCUCGCCGGCGGGAGACCCGAGAGUCCGUUCGCGGUCCGUUCUCCCGAUUGGGACUGCGGCAGCUUCUACCGACAACGGCGGGGAAAUCUGGGACUGCGGCAGCUUCUACCGACAACGGCGGGGAAAUUUCCCGCAGCGUCGGAAGAGGAAAUAAAAAGGGUCCGGGUGUGUCCGAACGAUGCACCGAAAUGGGGUGGGGAGUGGGUUGGGUGGGACGUGGUUGGGUGGGGUUGACAAUAAGUUCCCACAAUAGCGUCACCCCAGCACUCUGCCGCCCCCCCCCACCCCAUCCCCUUUGCCAACUGCAGACAAGAGUCCGCAGUUACGAUGGGAGGCAGCUCCCUCUGUGUUUGGAUCAUCCUGUGUGCCGUUAGUGGUGUGGGACGGCCGUGACGAUUCUCAGAGAGAAGUGUUGGGGGAGGGAAGGGGAGGGGGAGAUCUGUGUACAAACCAAAAUAAUUAUUCCAAUCGUGAACCUCCUGUCGAACUUCUUGCAACCCCUGUUCAAACAGUACUGUAAACGUGUGUGUUGUUACCUAAAGCCGAUUUAAUGUUUGUGUACAGAACAAAGUCAGUAAUAGUUAUCUUAUAUGGAGCUCUAUUAAAGUUGGUAAAAGUCUGCGCAACAUGUAACCGUUCAAA
This is a messenger RNA of Pristis pectinata (smalltooth sawfish), 4137 nucleotides long. Its product is annotated as calcium/calmodulin-dependent protein kinase type II subunit beta-like. The coding region runs from base 1 to 1260 and encodes 419 amino acids. The transcript has 3 exons. Lineage: Eukaryota; Metazoa; Chordata; Chondrichthyes; Rhinopristiformes; Pristidae. The record is from RefSeq and is a predicted model, not a curated record.